This is a messenger RNA of Saccoglossus kowalevskii, 263 nucleotides long. RefSeq lists its product as uncharacterized. NCBI's taxonomy places the organism in Eukaryota, Metazoa, Hemichordata, Enteropneusta, Harrimaniidae. Gene Ontology annotation, molecular function: carbohydrate binding; glucose-6-phosphate 1-epimerase activity. Gene Ontology annotation, cellular component: cytoplasm. Gene Ontology annotation, biological process: carbohydrate metabolic process. The record is from RefSeq and is a predicted model, not a curated record.
ACACUAUCAGUAAUGUGAUGAAUGGUAAAAAUAUGGUCAUCAAGAAGACUAACCUGCCAGACACUGUGGUUUGGAAUCCCUGGCUUGAGAAAGCCAAGACAAUGUCUGACUUUGCUGAUGAUGAAUACCACAAUAUGAUAUGUGUAGAGGCUGGAAAUGUUAAAACACCAAUUGUGUUAUCACCUGGUGCUGAAUAUGAAGCUUCCCAGAUAUUGUGUGUACUUGAUAAAAUAUUGGACAGUCAUAUUUAAGGUGUUAGUCAC